UUGGCUUCUCCCUGUGGUGACUGAAGGAUGCAACGUUUCCAUGGACCUCCCAAACACACCAGGAGCAGGAAGUGGAAUUUCAGGACUUUUGAAAUCAACCUGACGCUCUUAGAGGACCCCUGGAUUCUCAGCCAAUCUGUGCAUAUUUGACCAGCUCACCUGUGAUCUUUUUCUGAAGGAACAGGGAUGACUGCGAGUCCUCUGCUCCAAUCCCCCCCCCAGUUGUGUUCCAGCAGUGGGGGUCCUCUUGCAGAAGGGACGGCAUGAAGGAUGAAAUAGCAGCCACAGUCUUCUUCAUCACCCGCCUGGUCAAAAGACACAACAAGCUGAACAAGCAACAAAUGGAGAUGUUUGCAUCCACGUUGACCACCCUUCUCUUCGAGAGGUAUAAAAACCACUGGUAUCUCGACAACCCCACAAAAGGACAAGGCUUCCGGUGCAUCAGGCUAAACCACUUGCAGGCAAAAGAUCCGCUCUUGGACCAAGCAUGCAGUGCGAGCAACGUGGACUUUCACAGCCUGGGUUUGCCCAAAGAGAUGACCAUCUGGGUUGACCCCUUUGAUGUCUGCUGCAGAUACGGCGAGAAAAAUCCAGCGUUCACCGUGGCUCACUUCACAGGCCAAGAGAACGACCACGAUGUGUCUCAGGGCAUCCGGCAGGCAGUGGAGAAGGCUGCCUCCUCCUCGUCUUCCUCUUCCGAUUAUCACUCCUGCACUUCUUCUGACGAGGACAGCACCACCAGGGAACCCAAAAGCAUCCCAACGGUUAGCAAUCCCAACAGCAUCUAUCAGUGCAGUGAGCCGUUCCCCCUCUGGACCCAAUAUUCUCGUAGAAGAUGCUUUGUUCCGGAUGGCAUCCAGCCGAAUCCUGCCGCUGCUUACUAUCUCCACUACAAGGGGUACAAAGCCUGCCGCCCCUCAUUGCCCUUCAGUUGUCCCCGAGUGGACAGGUACCACUGGGUCAGCUCCAGUCGAUAAAGCUCUGAUUUACACUCAGGCCAGAGCCCUGAAUAAGCUGGCAGCCGAAACGUCGGACGGCAGCUGGUGGCUUCCCCAGGAGAAAACCCAAAAAGUUUUGGAACACUUUAGGACAAUCCUUGUCCCCAACUCACUCUCUCGUUCUCUCUCUCUCGUGUGUGUGGAGUUUUAAAAAAUUAUGUGCUUUGUAAGCUUUUUUUUAAUGCAUGCUUACAAGGGGCGGUCUCUUUUAAGACAUUUUUAAUACUGUUUUUAAAAUGGCGACAAAUGAAAAAUGAACUCCGAGACUGCGCUUGUGGAAAAAUGUGAAAAGGAAAUUCUCUUAUUAAUAAAAUGGAAUGUUUUCUUGGUUGCUUUUUAAAGAACUAGUUACUCUGUGAAGAAGAAGGAGGGAGAGGAAUGUAGA
This is a messenger RNA of Crotalus tigris (Tiger rattlesnake), 1383 nucleotides long. RefSeq names its product BTG anti-proliferation factor 4 (gene BTG4). Gene Ontology annotation, cellular component: nucleus; cytoplasm. The coding region runs from base 264 to 977 and encodes 237 amino acids. Gene Ontology annotation, biological process: negative regulation of mitotic cell cycle; negative regulation of cell population proliferation. The record is from RefSeq and is a predicted model, not a curated record. Lineage: Eukaryota; Metazoa; Chordata; Lepidosauria; Squamata; Viperidae. The transcript has 6 exons.